Molecule: messenger RNA, 1576 nt
Organism: Lolium perenne
Lineage: Eukaryota; Viridiplantae; Streptophyta; Magnoliopsida; Poales; Poaceae
Product: serine carboxypeptidase-like 51
Biological process (GO): proteolysis
Molecular function (GO): serine-type carboxypeptidase activity
Source: RefSeq, a predicted model, not a curated record
AUGGACACGUACUGCCGUCCUCUAGCUCUGAUCUCCCUCCUGAUGCUCUCUCUGCUCGGCGCCAGCUCCGCCGCCACGGUCACCACCGGCGCCCCUGACGGCAGUGAGCUCUGGGGAUAUGUCGAAGUCCGGCCAAAGGCAAACCUGUUCUGGUGGUACUACAAGAGCCCCCAGAGGGUGUCGACGCCGUCCAAGCCAUGGCCGACCGUCCUCUGGCUGCAAGGAGGCCCAGGAGCGUCGGGCGUCGGGAUCGGCAACUUCCUGGAGAUCGGACCGCUGGACGUCGGGCUGAAUCCACGCAACUCGACCUGGCUGCAGAAGGCCGACCUCAUCUUUGUGGACAACCCUGUGGGCGUCGGGUACAGCUACGUGGAGGACCCGAGCCUGCUGGUGAAGACCGACUGGGAGGCGGCCGCCGACGCCACCGCGCUCGUCAAGUCGCUCGCCACGCAGGUGCCCGCCCUGCAGCAGGGUAGCCCGCUCUUCCUCGUCGCCGAAUCCUACGGUGGCAAGUACGCCGCCACGCUCGGCGUCUCCCUCGCCAGGGCGAUCCGCGCCGGCCAGCUCAACCUCACCCUAGGCGGCGUCGCGCUCGGCGAUAGCUUCGUCUCGCCCGAGGAUUUCACGCUCUCGUACGCUCCGCUGCUCCUGGAGGUGUCGAGGCUGGACGACAAUGCCGGCGACGCCGCCAAAGCGAUGGCGGCUACGGCGCAGCAACAGAUCGCGGCUGGGCAGUUCUAUGAAGCGUGGAGCUCGUGGAAUAACUUGCUGCAGUUUAUCGACUCCAAGAGUGCCAGCGUCGACGUGUACAAUUUCUUGCUUGACAGCGGCAUGGACCCGGUGUCCACGACUACCUCGGCAGCGGCCAGCAAUACCCACCUGACGAAGUACUCAAGAUACCUCAGCAACCAGGAGGCCGCUUCUGACCCCAACGCCAUCGGCGGUAUCAUGAACGGAGUAGUCAAGCAGAAGCUCAAGAUCAUCCCCGGUAACCUCACGUGGCAAGAGCUGUCGUAUAGGGUCUAUGGCGCGCUGAAGAGCGAAAUCAUGAAGCCGAGGAUCGACGAGAUUGACGAGCUGCUGUCUUACGGCGUGAGUGUGACAGUAUACAAUGGCCAGCUCGACGUGAUCUGCUCAACGAGUGGCGCAGAAGCCUGGGUUCAGAAGCUCAAAUGGGAUGGGCUGAAGAACUUCACGAGCCUGCCGAGGCAGCCUCUAAGCUGUGGAUCUUCCAAGCUCACCCAGGCAUUCGUCAGAUCUUACGAGAACCUGCACUUUUACUGGAUCCUUGGAGCUGGACACUUUGUGCCUGCUAACCAGCCAUGCAUUGCUCUGGACAUGAUCGGUAGCAUCACCCAGUCCCCAGCCACUUAGAUGGUACUAGUAUAUCUUUUGUGAUAUGCAAGAAAUGGAAAUGCUGAUUCAAACAACCACUACAUGGACAAUGAGAGGUUACGGAACAAUGAUCCUAAGGAGCUUGUAAGGCAACGCACAUUGAUGACAAACAGCAUUUGUAUCUUAGGAAAUUAAAGCCGGUUUUGUUUGAUUCUCCUAACUAGUAACCACACUCAUUAUA